ACAACAUUUCCCAAUUUGCAGAGAGCAGCAGCCUGUGCUGGACAAGCACAGCCCAGGUUGAGCAGGCUCUCAUACAGGCUCUCCAGCAAACCACUGCUCAUCCAGUUCCUGUCCAAUUCCCAAACCCAUCUUUUCCCUGUAAGGCCAUCUUCACAAGCUAUCCCAGUGGAUUAUAUCUCUGUUCCAAAACUUCAGUUAUGUCCAGGAAAAAUUAAUGGGAAAACCCAACUUUUAGGUCAGCAUGCGCAAUAGCAAAUGGAAAGUGCAGUGUGUGAGCUGACAGCUCCCUGUGCCCUUAGGGAUAGCGAUGCAGUAGCCAGACUUCAUUCUCUAAACAGACUGCAGCAAGCCAACCAGGACUCAAAGCAGCUGGAACCAAUGAUGAGGGGCCUGUCAGGCUUCCUGCUGUGCUCCUUGCUGCUGCUGGUCCCCCACCCCACAGGGGUGGCUGCCCAGGACACCCAGCCUGACCCGAAAAUGCCAUGUGCCAACUGGAUGGGAGGAGCACCCGGCUACCCUGGCCACAACGGCGUCCCUGGCCGGGAUGGCAAAGAUGGAAGAGAUGGACUAAAGGGAGAUAAAGGAGAUGAAGGUCCGGCGGGUCCCAAAGGUGAACCAGGCCCAGUAGGAAGCCGAGGCUUUCCCGGACCUCCCGGACCUCCUGGAAUUCCCGGAAUCCCAGGGCAGAAGGGCAGAGAUGCUUUUGUGCACCACUCUGCCUUCAGCGUGGGGCUGACGGAGCGAAGCCCUGCCCCCAACGUCCCCAUCCGCUUCAGCAAGAUCUUCUACAACGAGCAGGGCCACUACGACCCCAGCACGGGCAAGUUCCUCUGCAGUGUCCCUGGCACCUAUUACUUCGCCUACCACCUCACAGUGUACCUGUCAGACGUCAAGGUCAGCCUCUACAGGAAGGACAAGGCCGUGAUCUUCACCUACGACCAGUUCCAGAACAACAACGUCGACCAAGCCAGCGGCUCCGUGCUGCUGCACCUCAGCUCCGGGGACGAGGUCUGGCUCCAGGUGUAUGGCAACGGGGACAAAAAUGGGGUCUAUGCCGACAACCUCAAUGAUUCCACUUUCAUGGGCUUCCUCCUGUACCCUGACCCAGAAAACUACUAAAGUAGGGGGUGCUGGAUGGGAAAGGAGGAGAUGGCUUAACCCCAGCAUGUCCUGGGGCACUGGCGCUGUAGCUAUCAUAUAUUUACCAGAAAUUGCCUUUGCAAGGGCAACCACGGCCGAGGGGGGACCCUUUCUCCUGUGAAAUCAGUGAGAUCACACCAGUACUUCCAUGGAACCAAGAAUUCACUCCUACCUCUGCUCUUGCUUUCCUGUGGAAGCCUCAGCCCAAAGUCAAAUAUCACUCCUGCCAUGGCAUGAAAAACUCUCACCAUGGUUUAACCUUCCUUUAAAUUUAGAAGUGAGAAGAGAACAAUUGGUUGCAUUUCUAAAUUGCCCUUUUUUAGACACCUAAAUCCAUUUAAACCAAUUGUAGAAAUUUUUUCAGCAUUUUA
Messenger RNA from Sturnus vulgaris (Common starling), 1511 nucleotides. It is a transcript of the gene ADIPOQ, whose product is annotated as adiponectin, C1Q and collagen domain containing. The record is from RefSeq and is a predicted model, not a curated record. NCBI's taxonomy places the organism in Eukaryota, Metazoa, Chordata, Aves, Passeriformes, Sturnidae. Gene Ontology annotation, molecular function: protein binding.